This is a messenger RNA of Monopterus albus (swamp eel), 1720 nucleotides long. It is a transcript of the gene batf3, whose product is annotated as basic leucine zipper transcription factor, ATF-like 3. Gene Ontology annotation, biological process: regulation of transcription by RNA polymerase II. Lineage: Eukaryota; Metazoa; Chordata; Actinopteri; Synbranchiformes; Synbranchidae. The transcript is spliced from 5 exons. Gene Ontology annotation, molecular function: RNA polymerase II cis-regulatory region sequence-specific DNA binding; DNA-binding transcription factor activity, RNA polymerase II-specific. The record is from RefSeq and is a predicted model, not a curated record. Gene Ontology annotation, cellular component: nucleus. The coding region runs from base 356 to 724 and encodes 122 amino acids.
AUUAGCUUUAAGGAUAAACUAGUGACCUACAUGCAGUGACCAUGGCGCCCAGUGCAGCAUCAUGGCUCAUGCAUGAAUUCAGUCAGUCCACAAACCUUCUGGUCACCCGUGGCCCCCCGAGUCAUGUGACUUAUAUGAAUUGCCCUUGGUGCUUCUUCUAAAACGGCAGCGAAAUUGAAAAGUGAAAAGAAAGCUGAAGUGAAACUCUGCAGCCUGUUUCUUGCCUGGUUGUUUUAACUUCACUGGACUCGAUGCCCAAUCUACAAAUAACACUUGAUGCUGUCUGACGGAGCCAGUCUGCAGGACUUCCUCCUGGUUCUUUUGUACAUUUUGAUGCACACAUUAGAAAUCUGUGAUGUCAGACUGCGAUUCUUUCUGCCAGUCUCAUCAAAGGAAUAGCAACAACAACCAGGACUGUGAAGGUUGUGAGGGUUCAGAGGAUGAAGACAGGAGGCUGAAGAAGAGAGAGAAGAACAGAGUUGCAGCACAGAAGAGCAGGAAGAGACAAAUGCAGAGAGCUGACCUGCUGCAUGAGGCCUGUGAGCUGUUGGAGCAGAGGAACAGAAAGCUGAGGAGAGAGGUAGAUUCUCUGUCUGAGGAGCAGCGCCUGCUAACCGAAGCUCUCAGAGCUCAUGAGCCCUUCUGUUCCACCAUGCACUGCUCCUUCGCCUCCUCCAGCUCAUCCAGCCUGCAGCCUGACAACAUGGCCGCCCGUUCUGUCUGAGGACACAAAAUCUAACUAAAGGACGUGGUGUCCUGCUCCCCAUGGUCCGACGGGACUCACACAUCACAGUUGCUACAGAAACUUGAGGUACACAGUAUCAAACAGUGAUGACGUAUUUCACUGUUUGUUUCCAUCACCUUUAAGUACCAGACAGGUGGAGUGAAACCACAUGAGAUGUCAGUUCUCAGCCAGAAACCGGCAGACCUGGAUCGUGUUUGUUUGAUGUGCCUUGGUGAUAAGCCCGAGGUUAUGCUUUACUGCUUCAUUUAGUUGGUUGUGUAAUUGGACAAGUAGAAGUCUGUUGUACUGACUUUGAACAACUUUACGGUAAUUGUCAGAACCCCGAGCAUUAUCCUCCCAUGGUGCGCCCCUCCCGUCUGUAGCAUGCAAGUAAGAGCUGCAAUAAACUGUGGUCGUUUUUGACUUAUGCUGUGUUUUUAACUUGCUUAGGGCUCAUAAACACUUUUACUGCAGUUGUACUCACUCUUCACCUGCUGUUGUUCAGUCGCAUUUCUCUGGGACACUGUCAAAACUUGACAUGUCAGCAGAGUCUGUUUGGUUAAACCAGAAGGUGUGAACAGACAAUAGUUUACAUCACUUCUACAGCACAUUUCAUCCCAUUUCUUCCCAAAUUCUGCUUGAUGAUAAGUUUGGAUGAGUCCUUGUUUAUCUUAUAUCCCAUUCAACUUUCACAUCUUUUCAUGUGUGGCCAAUUUGACAUAACCUGCCAUAACUCUUGAAAGACAGAAAUGUGAUUUAUAAGUCAGGAAACAAGCUUAUUUGUAAAAGUUAACAUCCCUGAAUAUGUGUGUUCCCCUAGAGUGUGUGGUGGACAUGUCUGUACAUCCAGCAGUGAUAUCAGUUUGUUGUUAUUUGAAGAGUAUUUCAUGGCUUAUCUUCACAGCACUGAUGAGUCAGAGCCAAUCAGCUGGUGCAGGAGACCCCCCCACCACCCACACACACACACACACACACACACACACACACCUCCCUCUC